Penicillium taxi is the source of this 2694-nucleotide messenger RNA. RefSeq lists its product as uncharacterized. Lineage: Eukaryota; Fungi; Ascomycota; Eurotiomycetes; Eurotiales; Aspergillaceae. The coding region runs from base 1 to 2694 and encodes 897 amino acids. The record is from RefSeq and is a predicted model, not a curated record. The transcript is spliced from 2 exons.
AUGAGUGUCGCCAUCGAGCCUGCCCCGGCGUCUGAUCAGAACCUGUCAGAUGGGGUCCAGAAGCUUCGGCUGCAGUCAGUAGAUCUGGAACAGCACCAAGACUCGGGCUACUUCACACAAUCACAGACGCCUGACCGGAACUCCAAGCAGUCGAGUCGCAGUUCGUCCAGUGCUGUCGACAGGUUUGUGGCCCAGACGCGCAUGCUGAGAUCGGGAGCCAACCAUUCCGAAGACCUCUCCGAGUUCGAUGUCCCCGUAGAAGCCGUCACCAUCUCCCGUUUUGCCAAUAUCCAGCCGCAGAUUGAGCGGGCCCUCCUCAAGUAUGUCCACAAGACCCCAGGUAAACACCGCGCCAUGGCCAUCCGUCUGAUGGUCCUCGGGGCGUCAGCGGCACAAGCGAAACCACACAUUGUGGUGCUGGUCACUGAAGAAGUGUAUAAGCGGGUGCGCAAAUUUUUUGACAAGACGUCAGUUCAAUCUCUGGUUCGACCUUGUGAUGAGACAUUACCUUCAUUUGAGGUCCUUAUUUACGCACGGCCACCGGAACCGAAGCAGGCCGAGCAUGAUGAUAUCGACGUUUUGGUGCCCCUCAUCAAUGGUGGUCUUGGCUUUAACACAGAUACAUUCUGUGGCGCACCAAUCAUCAUUCGACACCCGUCAGGGGUUGAGAAGAUAGCUACUUUUGGUGGAAUCAUCAAAGCCGUUGACCGGAACGGGGAGUUUAAGUUAUACGGCUUGACAGCUGGCCAUGUUGUCGGAGACUGGGAUGACUACGUAUCGGUCGAAUCAGCCAGCGACACAGGCCAGAAUGAUGAUGAAUUGCUUCUAUCCGAGUCAGAUCCAGACUCAGACUCAGAUUUAGAGUCAAACUUUGAGAUGAGCGAAAUUGUAGAGCCCGUUAAUAAGUCUGAAGAAAUCACAGAAGAUGCUGCUGCACCCUCUAACGAGCCAGAAAAGGUGUUGAUACUCCAAGACAGCUUAACGGCUUGGACGUCCUUUGAAUUCGGAAAUGUGGGGGUCAUCUCAAAAGACAGCCCUCAGAUGAAUAGCCAGUCUAGCUGGCAGAAAGAGGGUGGCUCUGCAUAUUUUGACUGGGCGCUAAUCGAGAUAUCAAGUUAUAAGCCUAACCAUCUGCGUUCCAGGGCCCUAAGCGCAGAUGGGUCCUCUGAACUUGUGGCAUCUACAUCAGGCGACCUGGUGAAGCCCCUAGCUGCAUCGACUUACAGAGGUGUUAAGAAGUCGGUAAUUGUUAUCAGCGGAUCAGAAGGGCCCAAGAGAGGGACUAUCUCGGCACUUCCAUCAAGAAUCUUGCUGGGGCCUGGUAAGGAGUUUAUUGACGCAUUGGUCGUGAAUUUGGAUGGAGGCAAAGCACGUAUUUGGCUAACCAAUGAAGCAGAAAUCGCAGAUGGUGACUCGGGAUCAUGGGUAGUGAAUGAGAGAAGCCGCGAGGUAUACGGCCACAUCAUCGCUGCCGAUGCGUUUGGUGGUGGAUACAUCAUACCUAUGGACGACACCCUUCGCGACAUCAAAACCCACCUCCAAGUUGAAUAUGUUGACGUAGCGUCUCUCGUUGAUAUAGCCAGUGUUUCGAUGGUGAAAAUGACCUCAGUUACGGCGGUUGAUGAUGAAACCAAAGAGCGUGCAGUUUCAGAAUCAAUGCCAGAGCCCAAAGCUCCUGAGCCACAAGAACAGGUGAAUGUCCCGCCAAGGACCAGGAGGAGUCAGAGCCGUGGGUAUAACAUCAGCGGAACUGAUGCGAACGACGACAAGGGACCUCAAUUCAAGGUAGUUGCAGAUAUGACUACCGAAGUUGAUGACAUUUACCUUGAACGGCAAGACAUAGGAAGCCGUAAUCGCCGUCGUUACUCUCACGAUUAUGAACUCUUACCACUGGUGCCCAGAGGCGUUGCAUACGGUUAUUCUGUCUGGCCAUCCGAACUGCGGUCCAACCACCGCCCCGUCAUGGUUUUUCCUAGCUUCACCGACUCGGGCUACGGCACGCGUGAUAACUCAGCCAGAAGUUCUGCUUCCGCCUACGAUAUCGCUGACUCGGGCUACGGAACAGGCAAGAGCUCAGCCAACAGCUCUCGUGCGUCCUCUGGUUCCACCAUUUCGGGUCCGCGUUGCCACUACUACGAGUCAUCCGCUCAGAUACACUCAACAAAUUCUCGCCCUGAAGUAAGUGUCAACGACAGUCGUUCACCCCGCGACAGAGUUUCAUACCACCAAGAUCCUCGGGUGCAUCGCUCGCGGUCUAUGUCCCGAAACAGCACCUCAGACAUCUCGGGUUCGCGCUGCCACUACGAGUCAUCCGCUCAGAUGCACUCACCGAAUUCUCGGCCUGAAGUAAUUGUCAACGACAGUCGUUCACCCCGCGACAGAACUUCAUACCACCAAGAUCCUCGAGUGCCUCGCUCGCGGUAUAUGACCGACGAAGAACCCCGCAUCAGGCGUCAUCAACGUGGGAUGUGGCUUGCGGAAGAAGAUGAGCAGAGAUCGCGGAUCGACCGCGUCAACGAAGAAAUUUCCAUACUCUCUGCCCUGCCCCAAGCACCCAUCACGCGAUACCGUCGGGGCUCAAUAUCUGUAAAUCAGCCAGAUGAUAAUCUUAUCGAUACGAUGAAUGAUGUUCGUAUCCGAGAGACUGUAGCAGUCGAUGCUGAGAAAGAGCGUCUCCGUGAGCCCCAAACUUAG